AACAGGGUCAGGGAUUUAGACCGCUGGCGGCACGUACCUAUCCAAAAACCCCGGGAUGUAUGGCCAUGGCGCACACAGGUUAUAAUCUUCAAAUUUACAUGGCAUUUUGGACACUUACAUCGUAUCUACAUAAAAUUUACAACCUUUGAAGUCUUUACACAAACAGCUAUUUUUACUGCAGCAUUAUCGAUUGUAUCGAUGAACAGGUAAAGUUUGAAAUUAGCCAAGAUGCCAUGUUGGGAUUCCUGUGCAUCCAAACCACCUGAAAAUGCUAAUGAUCUCGAAACCCACCCUUCUUUGUCGUCGGAGGCGAACUGCUUGAGUUUUGAGCGAGCCUUGACAAUCGCAAAGACAAGCCAGUAUGUAGAUAAUUACAGCCUUCAAACUUGCACGGUCCCUACUAAGGGUGGAAACCCAUCGAAAUUAAGCACCAACCAAAGUAAACAACAACGAAAUAUACCAAGCAUGACAAGUACAACACCCUGGUACACUGAAACGACAGAGAAAAUCAACUUUACCAAACUGUGCAGGCUUCUUUAUGAUGGAGGAACACAAGCUUUAAGGUCAGUUUUUGAUGAUCAAUGUCCACCUCCAUCUUUGGUAGCAUCACUCAAUUCUAAUAAAUCCAAAUUACUGGCACUCAAGAAGCCAAUGGGAAAAGUACUCAAUGAUGAUCAGUGGGAUAAACUCUAUCCUUCUACAAGUGGUGCAAGUCCUAAAUCGGAAGACUUUGACAUCACUUUGCUGUUUGUUCUUCUGAGGAAUAUUUGUCCUGGACUCGCUGCACCAUCUACAGGAUGGGAUAAACCACCGAAUCCAACAGAUAAUAGUCUUGGAGCAAACCUCGUCAGGAUAAAGCUCUACAGGAACAAGGCCAUUGCUCACAGCUCGAGUGCAGAUAUCGAGAAAACUCAAUUUACAAAAUACUGGGAUGAGACUUCAAAUGCUCUAGUGUCGCUUGGACUCAAGAAAGACGACAUUGAUAAACUUAAGUCGGAUCCUCUAGAAGAAGAAGAUUACAAUCGACUACUAAAAGAAUGGGCCCAGGCAGAUGAAGACAUCAAAUCUCAACUGGAAUCAAUCAAGUCCGACACAGCUGCGAUAAAACGCACUCUUGAAGAAAUUAGCAAUGAGAAAGAGAUAAAAGUUAGGAGAGGUAGUCCAAUUAAUAAGCUAGUCUUCUCUGACUUCAGUAGUGUAGUUAAAAAAUUAGUGGGGUCUUAUCAUCCUAAUACACGAGAGUGGGUCUUUGAGGAAGUCAGGUCUUACCUCGAAAGAGAGAGCUCUCAAUCUAUAAUGGUAGUUAUUGAAGCAGGACCAGGAAUGGGUAAAUCUGUUGUGGCUGCAAAAAUAUGUGACAUGUACAAAAAAUCAGAAGGUCAACGAAUCGUCAAAGGAGCAUGUCAUUUUUUUAAGCACAACAAUGCAUUACAAAAUGAUCCAAGGAAAAUGCUGCAGUCCAUUGCAAGGCAGCUUUGUGAGUCGGUCCCUGGUUAUCGCGAUGCUUUAGAAAGAAGCAUCCAACCAACUGCAGACAAAAUCCCUCAGCUGGGAUGCAGAGAACUGUUUACUUUGCUUUUAGAAGAGCCCUGUUCCAAGGUUAAUCCAAAGGAUACUGUAGUUGUUGUGAUUGAUGCCCUUGACGAAUGCAAUAACAUGAAGAAUGAAUUGUGUAUGAGUAAACAACAAGGAAAUAUACCAAGCAUGACAAGUACAGCAGCCUGGACCACUGAAACGACAGAGAAAAUCAAAUUUACCAAACUGUGCAGGCUUCUUUAUGAUGGAGGAACAAAAGCUUUAAGGUCAGUUUUUGAUGUUCAAUGUCCANCAUCUACAGGAUGGGAUAAACCACCGAAUCCAACAGAUAAUAGUCUUGGAGCAAACCUCGUCAGGAUAAAGCUCUACAGGAACAAGGCCAUUGCUCACAGCUCGAGUGCAGAUAUCGAGAAAACUCAAUUUACAAAAUACUGGGAUGAGACUUCAAAUGCUCUAGUGUCGCUUGGACUCAAGAAAGACGACAUUGAUAAACUUAAGUCGGAUCCUCUAGAAGAAGAAGAUUACAAUCGACUACUAAAAGAAUGGGCCCAGGCAGAUGAAGACAUCAAAUCUCAACUACAAUCAAUCAAAUCCGACACAGCUGCGACGAAAUGCACCGUUGAAGAAAUUAUAAAUAAGAUGGAGAUUAAAGAUAGGAGAGAUAGUCCAAUUAAUAAGUUAGCCUCCUCUUACUCUAGUAGUGUAGUUAAAAAAUUAGUGGGGUCUUAUCAUCCUAAUACACGAGAGUGGGUCUUUGAGGAAGUCAGGUCUUACCUCGAAAGAGAGAGCUCUMAAUCUAUAAUGGUAGUUAUUGAAGCRGGACCAGGAAUGGGUAAAUCUGUUGUGGCUGCAAAAAUAUGUGACAUGUACAAMAAAUCAGAAGGUCAACGAAUCGUCAAAGGAGCAUGUCAUUUUUUUAAGCACAACAAUGCAUUACRAAAUGAUCCAAGCAAAAUGCUGCAGUCCAUUGCAAGGCAGCUUUGUGUGUCAGUCCCUGGUUAUGAAGAUGCUUUAGAAAGAAACAUCCAACCAACUGCAGACAAAAUCCCCCAGCUGGGAUGCAGAGAACUGUUUACUUUGCUUUUAGAAGAGCCCUGUUCCAAGRUUAAUUCAGAGGAUACUGUAGUUGUUGUGAUUGAUGCCCUUGACGAAUGCAAUAACAUGAAGAAUGAAUUGUGUAAGGCGUUGGUCGAGGGAAUACCACRUUUACCAUCAUGGMUAAGRUUUGUCAUUACGACAAGACCACCUCCUAGUAUUUCGUCUUUUCGGACAAAUUCUCACAUCUACAUCAAACCAGAAGAUGCCAACAAUAAAAAAGAUCUUAAAGGUUUCAUCGAGGACAAGCUGAAAGAUCUGAAGCAAGAUUCUUUUACAGUGACUUCCCACCAUAUCAAGCAUCUUGUUGAUACGACAGAAGGUAUAUUUUUGGUGGCUUUUUUUCUUAUCGAUUUCUUGGCAGAGAAAAGCUACGCUUCGUUAUCUGAAGCAGUUAAGCACUUUUUAAAAGGUCAUGCGAUUACAUCGGUAUACGAAGACUACUUCGAUCGACUCAAGGAAGCAAUUUUGCCAUAUAUAGAAAGCGAAGAAGGAUUCUUUAGAAUGCUUCAUGCCAUAGUGGAAGCUAAAUUUCCCAUUGAGAAGGACAUUUUCUAUGAAAUUCUUGGCCUUGUUGACGAACCAAGAGUCCCAAACAUCAAAAGAGAGGAUGCCAUCAAUCUCCUCCAUCAAGUUUUUCCAGUAGAAAAUGAUCACGUUUCAGCAUUUCAUAAGACUGUUAUCGACUGGUUAACAACUGGAGAACAUAUUUUCAAAGUAAAGAACACAAAGAAUGUAAUUGCCAACAAAUGUUAUGAAGUCUUGAAAGAUAUCAAAAAAAGAUUCAAUAUUCAUCUUGAGAAAGACAAUCCACCCAUUCUCAACCGUGAGUUCUAUGCCAUACACUUUGGAGAAGACUAUAUGGGGAGCCCAAGCUUUGACGACGCAAAAAGAGUUGAAACACAAACCGAUUGUUUUGUGUUCUGUUUAUAUGGUAUAUGGUAUAGAAAACAUCAUUUGAAAUGUAGCGUAUGCGAUCCUUACGAUAUAGAUAAUACAGGAAGUUCCAGGAUGAUCCAGGAUUUUGUGUCCCAAGAUAGCGGCAACUCAGUGUUUCGGUCCAAUGGGCAUACCGUCAUGCACAUGAAAGACAUUUUUCAAAGUUUAAGAUCUCUUUACCAUGGUGAGGUGCACGAGAACAACUGUCGGUUCGGCGCCAGAACACUUAAGGACGAGCUGCAACCCGUUCUUCAAUUCCUACACCUGCACUACUAUUACAUCAGUAAUAGGAUACAACUUACACCUAAACCAAUUGAGCUGCUCAAGGAAUACGGAUUACCGUACUAUGAAAGAGAGAUCAUAAUGAAGGCACCGUACGACUACGAUACAAAAUGUUUUUCCCCACCCGCACGUCUUUCCUUACCACAGCAUGUGGUUGUUAUUCCUUCAUUACCAAUGGAGAUACUGCCAUGUGACAAAGCAUUUUUCCUUGUGCAAUAUCCCAAGGAAACAAGCACACGACAGGGUAAGUGCACAUUGAUCCAAAAAUAUCAACUGGAUGGGAAACCUAUCAUGGAAAACACAUUCAUCGGUCGUAAAAAGAUGUUCAUGUCUCCUGACUAUCGACUCAUCGUUGCAAUUCCAGUGUUAACCAAAGAAAACAUUGAGAUCAUAGAUGCUGCCAAUCUAAAGAUGCAUACCAGUCACAAGUCACCUAAUGUGGUCAGGUCAUGUCACGUGUAUGGCAGUCAGCCUUGGUACAUCUUGAUAAGAUGCUUUAAUAAUAAAAUCUAUGUCAUGGAUGGAGAAACUGGUAGUAUAAUCCAAGAGCCAGUCGAUAUAGAUCAGUUCGAUGAAGUUGAAGCUGUUAGCAACCUUGGUCACAUUGCUUUGCUUCGAGAAGAGAUAGCAUCUCACGUGCCCUCGACCGGUGUUGAAAACCUCUUUUCAAACGAAGAAGGCACCUUAUUUGAAGACAUGAUGGAAUUCACAGGCAGUGGACCGCACGUCCCCCAUAGAAGGAAGCUUUUCUUGUGCAAUAUUGAUAAAUCAAAUAAACUUACAAAGAUUUGCCUCUACCCCAUAAAAGAGGAGCAACAGUGUGAUUGCGUGGAAACAAAUCGGGUUUUUUUUGGCCGUCAGAUUAUGCAUUUUUCUAAAGACGGACGCCUUUUUGCCUUUGAAUAUAGCAAUGCCAUCACGGUUCUUAAUACUUCUGAUGGUUCGAUUCGUUGCAACGUCUCCUGUGAUGUGCACUCUCCCAAUAAUUAUGUACAGGAAAUAUUGAGCUUAACGACGGACGCCAUUGUUUUAUGUGAUACAAACCAGAUCUAUUCCCUUAACCUGGAAACCCAAAAGUUGUCAUCAGGUCCAAAAAUUACUCUAAACGUGGACAGUUGGGAUCAAGCUUUCACAGCUUAUAAUAGCGGUAUUCAUAUGGUACCAGGAAUUUGCGGGAGAGAGGUAGUUUUUCUCUUCGUCUCCGAAGAUUUUAACAUAUGGUUCCGGCCAAAGACAUGGUCUUCUUUUGACAACCAGAAUCAUUCUACAAAGAAAUUGUUCAUCUGCAAAUAUUCCAUCUUCGCCGAUCUUAAUUUACAGUAGGGAUAGUGAAAUAUUACAAAGAAUUCCCAUAAUGGAGAUGUGCGAUUUAAAAGCGACACAAAAACGAAUACAACAAUUAUUUUUCAUCAGGGAAACUCUCUACAUUGGCUAUAUCUAGUAUUUUGAACGAACAUUAAUUAGGAAGUGUGAAGCCAGGAAUCUCGUUCGUACAAUAUUUAAAAGGACAAGCAAAGGGAUAUAUAACCAGCACAGCUUAACUACGUAAAUCAUAUGUAUAUUAAGGUAUGAUAAGGAUUAAUGUAGAAUGAGUUAUCUAUGAUAACCUUUUAUAGCAUAGUAAUAACGAUAUAUAACCAGCACAGUUUAACUAUAUCAUAUGUAUAUCAAUGUAUGAUAUGGAUUAAUGUAGGAUGAUUUAUCUAUGAUAACCUUUUAUAGUACUAUAGUAAUAACGAUAUACAACCAGCACAGUUUAACUAAACCAUAUAUAUAUCAAUGUAUGAUAUGGAUUAAUGUAGGAUGAGUUAUCUAUGAUAACCUUUUAUACUAUAGUAAUAAC
Exaiptasia diaphana is the source of this 5695-nucleotide messenger RNA. RefSeq lists its product as uncharacterized. The coding region runs from base 229 to 5175 and encodes 1648 amino acids. The record is from RefSeq and is a predicted model, not a curated record. Lineage: Eukaryota; Metazoa; Cnidaria; Anthozoa; Actiniaria; Aiptasiidae. The transcript has 3 exons.